AUGUCCACCGCCGAGCUCGCUUCCUCCUACGCUGCCCUCAUCCUGGCCGAUGACGGUAUUGAGAUCACCGCCGACAAGCUCCAGACCCUCAUCGCUGCCGCCAAGAUCGAGGUUGAGCCCAUCUGGACUCAGCUCUUCGCCAAGGCUCUUGAGGGCAAGGAUGUCAAGGAGCUCCUCCUGAACGUCGGCUCUGGCUCUGGUGCCGCCGCCGCCCCCGCUGCUGGUGGUGCUGCCGCCGGUGGUGCCGCCGACGAGGCCGCCCCCGCCGAGGAGAAGGCUGAGGAGAAGGAGGAGUCUGACGACGACAUGGGCUUCGGUCUCUUCGACUAA
Molecule: messenger RNA, 330 nt
Organism: Aureobasidium melanogenum CBS 110374
Lineage: Eukaryota; Fungi; Ascomycota; Dothideomycetes; Dothideales; Saccotheciaceae
Exons: 3
Coding region: 1-330 (109 amino acids)
Biological process (GO): cytoplasmic translation; translational elongation
Cellular component (GO): ribosome; cytosolic large ribosomal subunit
Molecular function (GO): structural constituent of ribosome; ribonucleoprotein complex binding; protein kinase activator activity
Source: RefSeq, a predicted model, not a curated record